GCAGUGACACAAACUGUUUCCUGUCUCUUCAGCUGUUCCCCCACUUCCCUCCUCUCCUUCCCAGUCCCUCUUCGGGCCAUUCCAGCUCCUUCGCCGUCUCGCUGUCGGUCGGGUCUCGGUUCUGUCCGGGCUGAGCCAUGUGUUGUUCGGUGGGUUUCGCCCGGUCCCUGGGCCUGGCGCUGCUGCCCCUGGCGCUCUGCUGUAUCCUGGCCAACCUGCUGCUGCUCUUUCCUAUGGGAGAAAUCACCUACAUCAAGCAGGACCGUCUGGCCACCUACAUCUGGUACUUUGGUGGACUAGGGGGCGGAGGGCUAUUGAUGCUGAUUCCAGCUGUGACCUUCAUCACUCUGGGGAAAUGCAGCUGCUGCUGGAACGAAAGCCUAAUGAUGUGCGGCUCAGUUCUGGCAGCCAUCGUCGGCCUCCUGGGCUCCGGUUACUGCUUUGUCAUAUCGGGACUUGCUUUGGUCCAGGGUCCCCACUGCUUCACCUCCUACGGGUGGUCGUACCCCUUUGCAGACCAGCGCGGCAGGUAUCUGUUGCAGCCCGAGAUCUGGCCGCGGUGCCUUCAGCCGCUCAACGUGGUGGAGUGGAACGUCACCCUCCUGUGCGUGUUGCUGGGCCUCGCCGUGCUGGAGUUCAUCAUCUGCCUUCUGCAGCUGGGAAACGGCUUAGUGAACGCCAUCUGCCGGCCCUGCUGCUACAAGCAGGAGUACAGUCUCAACGCUUAGAGAGACACCUGUGUAGGUAUCGGGCCGCCUAUCAGGAAAACCAACACCAGCAGAAUGACGUGCGCAGGACUGUCUAAAAACGCAACAUAUCUACACUGUUCCAUUCUGAUGAUCUAUAAUAUUAAUGGGUGACAGGUGUCACAGAAGUUAGUGUUAUAACAUAACUCUUUCUUGAACAUAUUAAAUUAGUUACGCCAAUCUUACAAAAUCGCAAAGCCAGCCUGUUGGCAUUUAGCAGUGUGUGAAUGAGAGUAGCUUCUUCUCAUGGGAAACCUGGAAAUGUUCUUAAAGGAGACAGCGUGUAUUCCCGUUGUUUGGUUUGGGUUUCUUAAUCUUCAGCGUUGUAAAAUACCCUGGAGUGUCCUUUUAAGCUUUUAGGCAUUGUAAGUGUUUUGGUUUGAACGUUGAAUUCCUGUUGUUGUAAAUUGCUACCUUGAUAUAUCUACCCGUUGCUAGUUUGUUAUUUCCUGAUGUUUUAUAUCUGUUUUUAGUGAAAAUCUUUUUUUUUCUUUCUUUUUUUUUUAUAAUGUGCUGUUUAUUUGUGCUGCCUCAAAUAAAUGAA
This is a messenger RNA of Fundulus heteroclitus (mummichog), 1290 nucleotides long. RefSeq names its product transmembrane 4 L six family member 18 (gene tm4sf1). The transcript is spliced from 4 exons. Lineage: Eukaryota; Metazoa; Chordata; Actinopteri; Cyprinodontiformes; Fundulidae. Bases 138 to 728 code for a protein of 196 amino acids. The record is from RefSeq and is a predicted model, not a curated record. Gene Ontology annotation, cellular component: membrane.